AUGAAAGGCACUGUUCCCACCAGCUAUGGACAACGUCUCUGCACUGGACAGGAGUUCGAUAGCAGCAGGGUGACAUUUCUGAAGUUCCUGGUGGUAUUUCUCAUUGCAGUUAUGUCAUACCAGCCAAAUGUGAUCAUCACGCAGCCUCAGGUCACAGUGUCGCAGUACACAGUCUCCUCUGGCUCCUCUGAAUGGAACUCCAAUAUGUGUGACUGCUUUGAAGACUGCGGCAUCUGUCUAUGUGCCACCUUUAUCCCCUGCAUUCUGGGCUGUAGAGUGGCCCAGGACAACGGGGACAGCUGCUGCAUCCCCUUCCUCCCCGGUGCUAUGAUUGCUCUGAGGACAAGCAUACGCAGCAGAUAUCACAUUAGUGGCUCGGUGUGUGACGACUGGAUGGUCAUGGCCUGCUGCCCACUUUGUGGAUUAUGUCAGAUGGCACGAGAACAGAAGACGAGAGGACACUAA
Messenger RNA from Knipowitschia caucasica, 465 nucleotides. Lineage: Eukaryota; Metazoa; Chordata; Actinopteri; Gobiiformes; Gobiidae. The record is from the annotation of a GenBank genome assembly.